CGCGACUAUUCCACACUAUGAGGCUAUGGCCCGACUGAUUGUUUCUCAAUGCCACCGAUGGGAGGUUUUUAUGUGGGAAGAGGCUUCAGAAAAGCGCCCGCUUCAGCCUACAGGUAACACCUGCGACACGACCGCGGUGCAGGAAAACGCUCCUCUUUGCCUACAGGAAGUCCUUCCCGAGGAGAUCUGGGAUGGUGCAGAACAAGACCUAACCCGGCCCCGACUGCGACGAUUUCACACCAGCGGCACGGUGAAGAGCAAUCCGUUCCGACUUCUACGAUCCUGCUCCGAAUCUUUCAGAACUUUCUCUGUCACUCCAGUCGUGCAUACCGGGAUACGCUUGCUUGAUAUUGUCUGGAACUCAUUUCACAUCAUUGAUCAUUUGUCAUUACCACGACUAAAGACAUUGGGCAUCGCUCCUCUGAACUUUUCUAAAGUUGUUGCUUUCCUCCGUCGUUCGGGGUGCACACUUGAGACAUUGCGUAUCCGAAAUCCCUGUCCGUUGGAUGCGCGUUCGACUCGGAUUCUGGAUGCAACACCUCACUUGAAAAACCUUUCCCUGCGGUGGACCAUGGAAACUGUUCCAGGAGCAAACGACGUCGGUAAUGACGUGUCUAUUCUAGACAACCUUGUCGUUCAAGAAGAUCAGCCCAUCCUCCUUCCGUCACUCGAAUCCCUUUCGAUCGAAAUAGACGAAAAUUUCCGGCCACAGGCUUUGGUACGCAUGCUGAAGUUGCGGAAUCAUCAAAAUAAGUGCCAGUUGCUGAGGAACAUGGAAAUAAGGGGGAGAGACGAGGACUUUUCGCUUGCAGGGGUGAAAUCUUAUAUGUCUGCACAUGGGAAAGAGCUUUCAAACAUUCAGAUAUCUUAUCUCUAAAGUAGUAUGCUGAGUUGGCUCAGCGUAUGUAGUGGACGUAGGUUUGUGUGCAUUUAAUGUAUUCUGAAGAG
This is a messenger RNA of Desarmillaria tabescens, 948 nucleotides long. RefSeq lists its product as uncharacterized. Bases 26 to 877 code for a protein of 283 amino acids. The record is from RefSeq and is a predicted model, not a curated record. Lineage: Eukaryota; Fungi; Basidiomycota; Agaricomycetes; Agaricales; Physalacriaceae. The transcript is spliced from 2 exons.